AUCCACGAAUCGAGAAGUUUAAACGAGAAGAAAAGGCAGCCAAGGAAGCCAAAAGAAAAGAAAAGGAAGAAGCAGCAAAGAACGCAAAAGAAGCGGCAAAAAGGGCUGCUGAAGAAGAGAGGAUAAGGAAGGAGCAAGUCGAAGCUGAAGCAAAACAAAAGCAACUAGAGGAAAAGAAGAAGAAAGAUGCCCGGAAGAAGUCUAUCCGAAAUGAACGGAAAAUUGACGAACCGCCUCCCGUAGAUGUUAUUGAUAAGCAAUUAUCAGAAUUAGAUACUUUAUUUGAAAACUUGUCAUUAGAAGAUCUUCAAAAUGUCAGGAAGCAAAUGAACUCUGUUAGUGAUGGACAAUCUGCGAAGAAUGUUUUAAUAAACGAAGUCACAAGGCUGAUAAAUUCUGGUACCUUGGCAUCUGAUUCCAUUGCGCACUUCAAACAAGCAGAUAACAUCGAAAGCCUCACCCAGAAUGUUAUUCCUGUCAAGAAACAAGAUGUCUCUGAUAUUUCGAAGGAGGAGUCCAAGGAGAAACCAUGGGGCGUGGAAGAAAUAUCGUUAUUGAUCAAAGCGGCAAACAAAUUCCCGGGCGGGACCGCAAACAGGUGGGAGAAGAUUGGCGAGUAUGUUGCAGAUCACACAGGACUACCACCAAGAACAAACGAAGAAUUGAUUAAAAAGUCCAAAGAAGUUCAAAGGGGAGCUGGUGCGUUAAACGAGGAGGAUGUGCGUAAGCUGCAACAUUCAAAAAAGCAUGCCGACACGCGUAUUAGCGAACACCCUUCUAUGCGAGAAGCCACCAUAAAUUAUGACGACCCAUUUCACGUGCAAAAUUGUUCACACGAAUCACCUAAACCUGAGGAAACUGAGGAAAAACCUAAUUCCUCGUCAAAGCCAAUAACAAAUGCAAAGAGUUCCGACGAUUCAAUAAAAACAAAUGAGGUAACUCUUCCCAACGGAUCUGCAUCGACAGCCGCUUCAAACGCGGCAUCAAGCAUCACACCGACAGUUCAGUCGACAAAUGUAUGGACCGCAGCUCAACAAGCACAAUUAGAACGAGCUUUACAAACGUAUCCACCUUCAUGGAAGGGUGAUGGCGAUAGGUGGGAUAAAAUAGCGGCGGCCGUUGAGGUUAUCAUUGACGUGGAUGAACUUGCUGAAAUUUCAUAA
Acaulospora colombiana is the source of this 1163-nucleotide messenger RNA. The record is from the annotation of a GenBank genome assembly. NCBI's taxonomy places the organism in Eukaryota, Fungi, Glomeromycota, Glomeromycetes, Diversisporales, Acaulosporaceae.